This is a messenger RNA of Puntigrus tetrazona (Sumatra barb), 933 nucleotides long. RefSeq lists its product as uncharacterized. NCBI's taxonomy places the organism in Eukaryota, Metazoa, Chordata, Actinopteri, Cypriniformes, Cyprinidae. The record is from RefSeq and is a predicted model, not a curated record. Bases 175 to 933 code for a protein of 252 amino acids. The transcript is spliced from 5 exons.
AUUUCAAACACAGCCUAGCAAACUAUAGACUAGGCAAUGAAUCUCGAGUAAUAAUUAAACGGAUCAGGUGAUUUACCUAUAAAUUACGCUUUAAUUCGUGGUACGUGCGAGUGCUUAAAGUGGCGCGGUAAAGCGUGUUUAAUAAACGUAUCACUUUCACGAGCUUGUGCUGCGAUGGCGUCUUGGAAAAUACGUGGACGGUUAUUAAUUAUAGUUUAUUUUUUCACGUGCAUUACUUUAGUAUACUGUAAAAGUUUGUUGCCGUUUUCUGAAACGGAAAAGACGAACUAUGAAGGUGGCGACGAUGUUUCGGCACAAUUUGUGUCAGGUCAAGAGGGAUAUUUUGUGCCCUUUUCUAAUACUGACUUUCUCAGUGACGAUGCUGCAAUUUCAGGUCUGCAGAAGAAAACAUUCAUUAAAGGGCAGCUACUCGGUUCCUCUGAAGCAGCCUGGGAUGCCAUGUCUCCAAAAUUGAGGUGUGGUGACGAUCUCAUAAAUUUACAACUCAGUGGUCCAGAGGUAGAAAAUGUUGAGCUUUGUCGAGGUAAUGGGGUGGCUGUUCUUCUCACUCAUUUGCCACCUCACUGUGGACACGCCGCACCCACUUAUACAGGUCUCGUUUAUGCUACUCCCUAUGAUGGAUGUGGUGUUACGCAAAGGGAGGUUUAUUCCAUAGAUGAGCAAAUGGAGAAACCUUUUACAACUGCCCUAGUUUCCCAAGGACCAGAUGGAAAGCCUCAACAACCCAAAUACCCCCAGAUGCCUUGGCUUUAUGACUUUGUUGGUUACCCUUAUGGUGACCUGAAACCUGCUCCAUCCUUUGGCUCUGACAGUAAAUCAGGUGGUCAAGCACUGGAUGGAAAGCCUCCACAACCCAAAUACCCCCAGAUGCCUUGGCUUUAUGACUUGUUGGUUACCCUUAUGGUGACCUGA